Meloidogyne enterolobii is the source of this 606-nucleotide messenger RNA. NCBI's taxonomy places the organism in Eukaryota, Metazoa, Nematoda, Chromadorea, Rhabditida, Meloidogynidae. The record is from the annotation of a GenBank genome assembly.
AUGUGGUCAGGAAAUGAUCGAGGAGGACUAGGACCAACAACUGGUGAACCAGUAUUUGAUUUAUACAAAAAUAACAGCAAAUUGACUCCUGAACAAAUGAUUUGGUUAAACAGCCGUCUUACACCACGAGAAAGGACUGAAAUACAAAGUUUGGCUUCGAGUAGUCUUUACGAGGUUAAUCUAUCGAGAGGAUUACCUUGUGCAUUUGCGACUAUUGCAGGCCUUUUCUUGCUCAAAAAAAGGAGAAUUGUUAAUUGGAGUCCAAUAACUAGUGGAUUAAUUUUUGGAACUCACUCCAGAAACGAAGCUACAGGUGGUAGACCGAAAGAUCGUGGGCGUUUGACUUAUGCUCAAAUACGGGAAGCACAUCGAAGUGGUCGGCCAAUCGAAUUGUUACAAGAGCAUCCUUCUGAAGAUAAAUUGCUUGGAGAAGAAAGAAACCAAGACUUAUUAUAUGGUGACAAAAAAGAGCAAACUUAUGUCAAACCAAAUAUGCCUUCUUAUUUUGGUUCAGAUGCUCCAUCAGACAGUUAUAUGUCUGGUACACCACGAGGGUUAAACGAAGAAAGUGGAGACUAUGGGGCAAGUAAUGAACGUUGGAAAUAA